Molecule: messenger RNA, 1383 nt
Organism: Aspergillus calidoustus
Lineage: Eukaryota; Fungi; Ascomycota; Eurotiomycetes; Eurotiales; Aspergillaceae
Source: the annotation of a GenBank genome assembly
AUGAAGAUCGUCAUCAUCGGUGGAGGCAUCUCCGGAUGCACAGCAUUCCUUCAGUUUCGCAAGAACCUACCAGGAGAACACGAUAUCACCAUCUACGAAGCCUACGACACUCACAUCGACACAACAAACGAAGACCGCGAUGGAGAAAUCCAUUCAUCUACUCUAGUCGUUGGCGGCGGGCUAGGCCUCUUUCCGAAUGGUCUCAACGUCCUCAAGCGUUUGGAUGAAGAUAUCCUCUGCGAUAUCAUUCGUGGCGGGUACCCCAUCGCGCACCAGGACUUGAGAUCGAAGAAUGGGACUUUACUUAUGCGGAUGGAUCCCACAGCUGACCCUGAGCAGGACGGCAAGGGAAUGCAUCUUCUCGGAACUAGUCGUCACUCCCUGUGGAGGAACUUGCGGUCGCGCAUUCCAGAUUCUGAUAUCCAGACCAAGCGGGUGCUUAAAAUCGUCGCGAACCCUGAUGGGAGGAGCAUAGUGUACUUCACAGAUGAUAGCCCACCUGAUGAGGCUGAUUUGGUCAUUGGUGCGGAUGGCAUAAAGGGCAUCACUAAGGAGGCUAUCUUUCCGGACAGGGAGGACCUCUAUACGCCGGAAUAUCAGGGCCUCGUGGGAGUCGGGGGCUUUAUUUCAUCGGACGAGGUCAAAGAUCUCGUCGAUGAUGGCUCGAUGAACUUGGUCUUUGGGGGAAACGGAUUCUUCGGAUACUUCUUCUCGACCAGCGCGCCGUCUGCGCCCAACCGUGAUUCUGUGUACCAUGUCUCCAAGCCAGGCGAGUUCCUAGGGUGGUGGUCGACCUAUGCGGUGGACGAAUGCCCUGACCCAAAAUCGCUUGACAUGGAGGCGGUCGCGAAGCAACUACGAGAGAGACAUGCGAGCUGGAGGAGUCCUGUGAUACAGAAAAUCCUGGCAUCCCUUGAAGUGAAAAACAUGUACCCCACAUGGACCUCUCCUCAGCUUCCGACUUGGGAGCGUGACGGUAUUGUUCUUGUCGGGGAUGCAGCGCAUGCCCUACCUUCUACUUCGGGGCAGGGAUCCUCUCAGGCUCUCGAAGAUGUUGAGGCAUUCACAAUGUUGCUUAGCCAUGCUCUGCGUGGUGUCCCCCAGGAGUGUUCAUCUGAUCUCAAGCUGUACAAAACCGCUAUCACGACAGCUGCCAGACAGUAUAUGGAGAUUCGCCGACCGCGGGUUGAGGGCAUCCUUAAGAACGCCCAGCGGAUGCAAAACAGUAAGCGUGAUAUGAACGUCAUUGCUGAGUAUAUGAUGUAUUCCGCGAUGUGGAUUGCUGGAUGUUUCCCGGGCAUGAUAUCACGAUCUUUGAAGAGUGUGAUCAACUAUAAUAUUGCCGAUGAGGUAGCGGCUUUUAUCGAGCAACAGAAGGAAUAA